AUGAACGGGGUUAUUGAGGCGGUUCAUGUCUACGACGACAACAGAAAUGCACUGCUCUCGCACACCUACACGGGGCGACCGCUGUCGGCGGCGCACCUGUUGCCCCUCUACCUCGAGCAUCCCGCCCCGAGACCGAACCUGAUAUACCUCCCCAACACGAGCCCGCCGACCCUCGUGUUCAGCCUGUCGCACGCGAACCUGCUCCUCCUCGCCACCUCGUCGACCGAGAUCGAGCCGCUGCUCGUGCUCGAGUUCCUCCACCGCAUCGUUGAUGCCCUCGAGGACUUCCUCGGCGCCCCGCUCCUGGCCGUCAAGAUCGAGAACAACUACGACAUCGUUGCCCAAUUGCUGACGGAGAUGUGCGACGCGGGCACGAUAAGCACGACGGAACCGAAUGCCCUGCGGGAGGUCGUGGAGAUUGAGGGCUGGGUGGGCAAGCUCCUGGGGAGCAUAACCCUUCCUGGGAAAACCCCUCUCGGUAACAACUUGUCGAACCCAAGCGCGCCAUCACUCGUUGCUUCCAACACACCGGCCUUGCCAUGGAGAAGGGCAAAUGUACGGCACACAUCAAACGAAAUGUACGCCGAUGUCGUCGAGACACUGUCCGUUACGCUUGCGCCGUCAGGCAGACCCCUCGCGGCCUUUGCCAACGGGACGAUCGCCUUUACGGCCAAGGUGUCCGGGGUGCCGGACAUUACGCUCAGCCUCUCGGGCCCAUCCGGCAGACACAACCUGGCUGGCAUCGUGGAGCUGCCGGUAUUCCACCCGUGCGUCCGGUUAAAUAGGUGGAAGGAGCGGCCGGGGGAGCUGAGCUUCAUACCGCCAGACGGCCGCUUCAUUCUGGCUGGGUAUGAAGUGGACUUGCUGCCCUUUACGAGUGGCAAGAGCGGCAGCUUGAGUGCAAACAAUCUCAAGCUGCCGGUCAACCUGGACAUGAAGACGGGUCUUGGCACAGCCGGGUCCGAGUUUGAGGUCCGGCUACAAGUCAACAAGAUAUUCGGUAGCUCGAGUUCAUCAUCCGGUGGCCAGCUGGGACGCGGCAGCAACUCCGGUAGACUCGGUGGCCCACACCCAGGAACACCUGCGGCACCGUUACUGGACGACCUCAAAAUCACGAUCCCCCUACCGGACGACGUGAGGAAUCUAUCCGAUAUCCGGCCUAGCAGGGGCGACGCGAGCUUCAAUCCAGGGGAGAGGGCGCUGGAAUGGCACGUUCCGGCCAAGGAGUUGUCGGGCCCUACAUCACAUUUCGGGCUGCGAUGCACGGUGGUCGGACCGUUGGUGGACGAAGAGGAGCAAGAGUUCGACCCCAGUGGCUUCGGGUUCGGCAACGAGUAUUCGUACAGCGGGCCUUAUCAAAGCUCACCAUCGGCCAAAGCGAAGCCGCAGAAAGACGACGCGGCCGACGAGCAGGACGCGAAGCGGGUGGCACAGAACAAGAUUCUGAUGCCGAGCUCCGCAUCGGUCAGCUUCUCGGUGAAGGGGUGGUUGGCGAGCGGGCUCAAGGUGGACAGCAUCGCAAUAGACACGAGGAAGAGCCGUGGCCUAGGAGAGGGAGUGAAGCCAUACAAGGGCGUCAAGUACCUGACGGUCAGCAAGGGCGGCGUCGAGAUUCGCUGCUAG
Molecule: messenger RNA, 1623 nt
Organism: Purpureocillium lilacinum
Lineage: Eukaryota; Fungi; Ascomycota; Sordariomycetes; Hypocreales; Ophiocordycipitaceae
Product: AP-3 complex subunit mu
Biological process (GO): endocytosis
Cellular component (GO): cytoplasmic vesicle
Source: RefSeq, a predicted model, not a curated record